AUGGCCACUCCCGGUGCUCAGAUUUCCAAGCGCAGAAAGUUCGUAGCUGACGGUGUCUUCUACGCCGAGCUGAACGAGUUCUUCCAGCGCGAGCUGGCCGAGGAAGGCUACUCCGGCGUCGAGGUCCGCGUCACGCCCACCGUCACCGACAUCAUCAUUCGCGCCACGCACACGCAGGAGGUCCUCGGUGAGCAGGGCCGCCGCAUCCGCGAGCUCACCUCCCUCAUCCAGAAGCGCUUCAAGUUCCCCGAGAACAGCGUCUCCCUCUAUGCCGCCAAGGUCCAGAACCGCGGUCUGUCCGCCGUCGCCCAGUGCGAGUCGCUGCGCUACAAGCUGCUGAACGGUCUGGCCGUCCGCCGCGCCUGCUACGGUGUCCUGCGCUUCAUCAUGGAGAGCGGCGCCAAGGGUUGCGAGGUCGUCGUCUCGGGUAAGCUGCGUGCCGCCCGCGCCAAGAGCAUGAAGUUCACCGACGGCUUCAUGAUCCACUCCGGUCAGCCCGCCCGCGACUUCAUCGACCACGCCACUCGUCACGUCCUGCUGCGACAAGGUGUGCUGGGUAUCAAGGUCAAGAUCAUGCGCGGCUCCGACCCCGAAGGCAAGGCCGGCCCGUCCAAGUCCCUGCCCGACGCCGUCACCAUCAUCGAGCCCAAGGAGGAGUCGAGCAUCGUCACCCCCAUGAGCCAGGACUACGGUGCCAAGGCUGCACAGGUCCAGGCCCAGGCCGAGGCCGCCCGCGCUGCCGAGGAGGGUGGUGAAGAGGAGGCCGCUCCGGCCGAAGAAUAG
Molecule: messenger RNA, 783 nt
Organism: Anthostomella pinea
Lineage: Eukaryota; Fungi; Ascomycota; Sordariomycetes; Xylariales; Xylariaceae
Source: the annotation of a GenBank genome assembly